AUGCGCUUAUCGAUCAUCCUUCUGCUGCCAUGGCUAGCAGUUGCAGCUCAUGGCCAAAUCACGUCGGAACCGUCAGAACUCACCCGGCGUGACGACGUGCCGCCAAUCUCUGACUUCCUUCGUCGAGCUUUUGCUUCAGCUAUCAUCAUCGGUGAUUACCUCUACAUAGAUGGUGGUGAAGUCGCACAGAACUAUGACGGCAAGAAUAUGUCCUCUUAUUACACACCGUCAUUGCCAGUGAACUCGACGCUAUCGAUUAACUUGAAGCAGUCCUGGAACAGUGCGAAUGUCACGAUGCUUUCCGCCCCCAAGGGCGAAACACCCAGGAUGGAACUCCAGGGUAUCUGGCGCGAUACAGAGUCCAAGUCAUUCUACGUCUUGGGCGGGCAAGUUCCUUAUUGGAGUAAGCCACCGGAAAACGAUAUCUGGCGUUUCGAGGUUGACGGCAAUGGAGGCGGCGCCUGGUCAAAGAGAAGUCCGCCCAAUCUUGCCGAGCUAUACAAACUUGAUCGAGCAACAGAGGGUGCCUUUUGCCAGAGCAAGACCACCGGCUACUACUUUGGUGGCUAUGCAAACGCGCGAACCGACUUGUCUAUUACAGACAAAGACAAGACCCUCAACGUUCCAGGGCUUGUGUCCUACGACUUGAAGACAGGCUCGAUCAACCAUACCACUUUCCAAGGGCCUGGAAACUUCACAUUUAAGGGUGGUACCAUGGAAUAUGUGCCCUUUGGGCCGGACGGUUUACUGCUCGUGUUGGGAGGGUUUCAAGGGGCACCGACAGAGACCGGCUAUGGCAACUGGACAGGCGUGGACUUCGCUUCCGUCAAUUUAUAUGAUAUAAAGGCCAACAAGUGGCACUCCCAGCAGACCACCGGAUCGAAGAGCAGCAUUCCACCACCAUCAGAGAAGUUCUGUACAGUUGGUGUCCAAGGACCUAACAAAACAUAUGAAAUCUUCAUCUACGGCGGGCGGGUCAUGGGAGAAUCGAUACGGAAUGCUACCGACGACGUCUACGUCUUGAGCCUACCCAGUUUUGUCUUCUUCAAGGCCAACGAUCCGCAAUCGACCAGACGCCUGGAACAGGCUUGUGUUGCAACCGGGAGACAGAUGAUAUCUGUUGGCGGAACGGACGGCCGCGCCUGGCCCUCGUCGCUGACAGACAAAGAUCCAUGGCCUCAAGGAAUCGGCAUUUUCGACAUGACGGAAACGCGUUGGAGUGAUCAAUAUAACGCAAGCGCGGAUCCUUAUGAGUCUCCAGAUGUAGUCAAGAACUGGUAUGCUCAGGGAAAUCGGGUCGACUGGUCAAGUGAUGAGGUUGAGGCGCUAUUCAAAGAAUCUGCAUUUCCAGACCCUACGAAUACGCCAACAUCAUCUCCGAACGAUGGCAGCUCUGAAAAUUCCGGGACGCCAACUGGUGCCAUUGUGGGCGGCGUUGUCGGUGGACUAGGAGGCUUGGCUAUCAUCGCCGGGCUUGCCGCAUUCUUUCUGAAGCGCAAGAAAAGGCGCCCGGAACUCCUGAUCCCGCAAACUAUGCUCCGGUCUCGAAGUUCGGUUCUGACGGUGGUGCUUACACGGAGCCCGCUAUGGACCAGGUCCAUAAAGCGAAUGCCAACCAGCAUUCAAUUCCUGUGGAAUUACAGGGCCAUCACGGGGUUUCUGGAUUUCAUCUACGGUGGUCGGGAGACAAACAGCUUUGCUACUUCCGACGAGGUCCACGUGCUUAGCCUUCCUGGUUUCGAAUUCUUUAAGGCAGACCUCAACGGCCUUUCGACACCACGCGCAGACCACGCAUGUACGGUAAUCGGCGGACGACAAAUGUUAUCUGUUGGCGGGUUAUUUCCUGAAACAUUUAUCGGCAAGAGAUUCUCAACACCGGAUCUAUGGCCCUUGGGUCUCGGCAUCUUUGACAUGACGGAACUCCGUUGGACAAACCGUUACGAUCCGAAUGCUGGAGGUUAUGACUCUCCCAAGGUGGUUAAAGAUUGGUACAGCCAGGGUAACGUUGCUAACUGGGUAUCUCCGGAGCUCAAGGCGCUCUUUGCUCAGUGGUCUCCGAACGCUACAGCAAGCGAAGUAGGAUUGCCUAGUGAUACGGAAUCUCAGCCAUCAGAACCUCAGCCAUCAGGCCCUAAUAUCGGCGCUAUUGUGGGUGGUGCCGUUGGAGGAGUCGCAGCACUGGUUCUCGUUGCUGGUCUGGUGUUGUUCUUCAGGAGACGGAGGAAGCGGCAGGUAGCGGCAGCACCACAGGAUUCUUCUCCGUCGUCGAAGUUUGGCUCAGUCGGCACCGCGUAUACGGCGCCGGCCUUGACUGAAAUCCACGAAGCGGACUCUUACAAUCUCAGAGAGUUGCCAGCGAACCAUGGGGUGCCGACCCUGACUGGAAUCCACGAAGCGGGCUCUUACAUUCUCCUUGAGUUGCCAGCAAACCAUGGGGUGCCUCCUAGCUCAUAUGAGCCACAGCCUAGGCACGAGAUGGCGGCAUAA
Molecule: messenger RNA, 2487 nt
Organism: Colletotrichum aenigma
Lineage: Eukaryota; Fungi; Ascomycota; Sordariomycetes; Glomerellales; Glomerellaceae
Product: Kelch repeat-containing protein
Exons: 8
Coding region: 1-2487 (828 amino acids)
Molecular function (GO): protein binding
Source: RefSeq, a predicted model, not a curated record